AUGCUGCUGUUAGCAGCAGAUCUAGUUGACAGCAGCAACUUCUUUUUGCUAGGAAAACCGUUUGUAGAGAAGAAAAGUUUGAAGGGUUGGAUAUCAAGUGGAGAAAAGAAGAUAGGAUCUGAAGGAUCUUCAAACUCCAUCGCCGCACCUUCCCCACACAGCCAUUACCGCCGCCACCGCAGCCACCGCCGCCACCGCAGCCGUCCGCAGCUUCCGACUCACGCCCCGCCGCCGUCAACAGCCUCCGCUCACGCCAAGCCGCCGCCGCGACGCCGCUGCUCUCCUCACCGCCGGACGCAACUGUCGCACCACCUCGCCGCCGGACGCAACUGCCGCACCACAUCGCCGCCGGUCGCCCUCCCCCGCUACUCGCCCGGGGUCUCAGAGGUUCCUGGGGGGACAAACAACAACAACUAUGCUAAUGUGCAGCUCAUUGUUGAGCCAAGGGUUAUGUACCUUAAAAUCUGUGAAACAAAAAACAUUCAGACGGCAAAACAAGUGUAUUUCACUUGAAAGGAAGUGCAUACUCGAUC
Ipomoea triloba (trilobed morning glory) is the source of this 533-nucleotide messenger RNA. RefSeq lists its product as uncharacterized. The record is from RefSeq and is a predicted model, not a curated record. The transcript is spliced from 5 exons. Bases 1 to 513 code for a protein of 170 amino acids. Lineage: Eukaryota; Viridiplantae; Streptophyta; Magnoliopsida; Solanales; Convolvulaceae.